CUUCCUCUUUCUUGACUCCAUCUUCGCGGUAGCAGCAGCGGCGUCCGCGGGCUAGGUGAGACACGGGGGACUGCUGGGCCAGGAGCGCUCGGUAGCCAGCGGUCUACGGGCUCAGAGGGUGCGGGGAAGGCAAAGUACAAGGGCGGUUCUGCGGCCUUCGCUCCGUCUCCAUCCGGGUCCCCGGCGAGCCUGGCCUUCCGCAUGGGAGACCGCGCAAUCCCCCGCCUUGAUUACCGUACCGCGACCUUUCUCCUGGGCUGCUCCCUAUCAUCACUCACAAGCCUUUCUUCCUUCAGUAGCCAACAUGCAGCUCUUUGUCCGCGCCCAGGAACUACACACCCUCGAGGUGACCGGCCAGGAGACGGUCGCCCAGAUCAAAGAUCAUGUGGCCUCCCUGGAAGGCAUUGCCCCCGAAGAUCAAGUCGUGCUUCUGGCAGGCUCGCCGCUGGAGGAUGAGGCCACCCUAGGCCAGUGUGGCGUAGAGGCCCUGACCACUCUGGAAGUAGCAGGCCGCAUGCUGGGAGGUAAAGUUCACGGUUCCCUGGCUCGGGCUGGAAAAGUGAGAGGUCAGACUCCCAAGGUGGCCAAACAGGAAAAGAAGAAGAAGAAGACAGGCCGGGCCAAGAGGCGAAUGCAGUACAACCGGCGCUUUGUCAAUGUUGUGCCCACCUUUGGGAAGAAGAAGGGCCCCAAUGCCAAUUCCUAAGUCCUAUUGCCACCCUGCCAUGCUAAUAAAGCCACUGUGUCCAGACUUCU
Molecule: messenger RNA, 756 nt
Organism: Mus musculus (house mouse)
Lineage: Eukaryota; Metazoa; Chordata; Mammalia; Rodentia; Muridae
Gene: Fau
Product: FAU ubiquitin like and ribosomal protein S30 fusion
Exons: 4
Coding region: 305-706 (133 amino acids)
Biological process (GO): defense response to Gram-positive bacterium; innate immune response in mucosa; antibacterial humoral response
Cellular component (GO): cytosolic small ribosomal subunit; ribosome; cytoplasm
Molecular function (GO): structural constituent of ribosome
Source: RefSeq, marked validated